Aspergillus puulaauensis is the source of this 1827-nucleotide messenger RNA. RefSeq names its product lipase/esterase family protein. The transcript has 2 exons. Lineage: Eukaryota; Fungi; Ascomycota; Eurotiomycetes; Eurotiales; Aspergillaceae. The record is from RefSeq and is a predicted model, not a curated record. The coding region runs from base 1 to 1827 and encodes 608 amino acids.
AUGAUUCUCUCGAUGCUUGUCAUAUGCCGCGACCAGGGCCUGCCGUUACCGGCUGGUGCAAUUCUUAUAUCCCCUUGGGUUGACCUUACCCAUUCCUUCCCCAGUAUAGCGAAGGAAAACCCUGGCGACUAUAUCCCUGCCCAUGGAUUCUUACACAGACCCUCCGUAGCAUGGCCUCCGCCGAACGAGGAUGAGAUCCGAGAGAUCAAGGAGGCUGUGAAGAGGGAUCCAACAAUACCGAACGAAAGGGUGAAUGUGUCUGAAACUGGGCAGCAGAACACUGUCGUUGUAAGCUCGACCCAGGCGCCUAAGGGCCAUGGCCGCCCGCCACCGUCUUGCGUGAUAGAUGGCGAAACAAUCGAAGUCAAGGACCAGAUUCACAUGUACGCAACUAACGACCUUCUUUUCCACCCCCUCGUUUCUCCGAUAUUCCAGCCCUCUCUUGGGGGAUUACCGCCCCUGCAGAUUAUCAGCGGUGGCGGUGAAAUGCUACGUGAUGAACAGUUCUACAUCGCCCAUAAAGCUGCCAACCCUGUUGCCUAUCGACCCAGCGACACCUUCCUUGACGAGUUUGACCCGCAGCGCGAGAUUGUUUCUCGAUAUCCUGGCACCUAUGUCCAGCUUCAGGUGUGGGAUGAUCUUUGCCAUGUCGCCCCGAUUCUAAGCUUUACGCCGCCUGUCAAAUACAUGUUCCGCUCGGUUGCGCAGUUCGGAGCGUGGGCACUAGCGCGUGCACAGCGCUCAACUGUCGAAAUCGUCAACGACGAUGAGGUCUCUCACAUAUCCUCUAGUGAAUCGGAGGCCACCCAGCCUACGGUCAGUCGCAGUGGGCACAAAGACCCUCACGAUAUACCAACACCCACAGUUGGAAAGGCGGGUGACCCGCUCCCAGCGUUCAAAGACCGCAUGAUUCGACAGGGCGUAAACAAGCGAGGUCACGUAUACCAUCUUGAGCCUCCGAGUAAAUGUCCUGUGCUUCAAAUACCCCCGGAAUCCGUCGGCACGAUUAACCCGAAUCUCCUCAUGAAAUGGAUGCUGGUCAAGGAAGAAUGGGACAAGAAGUUUGCAAAAGACAAGGUCCGCGUACACCAUGAAAGACUUGAAGGGUUAGCGCACGGAUUCCAGGAAUUCGAAGGCGAGACCCCACCACCCAGCGCAUUGGCCGCCAGGAGGCUCGCACCAGGUGCUCUCCCGCCAAAGGGUCUCCGCGUCAGCUAUCCCAUGGCAAUGUGGAGCAAGUUCGCAAGCAAACACGAUAGGAGAACAAUCAAAAGGGAGCAUGAAUUGGAAACCAGAUCGCAUCGCUCGCAGAGGACUAGCGUUGAGGCUGGGCGAGCGGGAGCAUCGAUCGAGGACCAAGAACUCAAAGACAAGACGCGGCCGAACGGUACAAGCGAGAAAGCCUCCAGCUCAACCCCACAAUUGCCAGCAAUUCCGCCAGAAAAACCGUUCACCCCGCUUCUUGUCCUUCCAGGCUACGAGGGGAAGUCCUCCAAUGACGAGUACGAGAACGCAAGCACGCGAGCCCUCUUCCAUGUCCCGGGCACGAUCCGGCCAACAACCGCCGACUCGAGAAGCAUGCAUCACCGAUCAGCGUCUCACGGCGGCUCAGCUACAAUCCGCAGCGGGUUCACUUCGAACCCAGCAGACGACGCAAGCACCCUUGAUGACGAGCGCUCUCUCGCUGUCACCGGCAUGGGCGUUGACGCCGCGAGUACACGGGCUGUUAUCCACGCAGACGGCGUCAUCAAACCGACCAACGAUAGCUACUCAGUCUUUCCGUCGGUUGAUAGUCUUCCUCUGACUAACGAAGUUAACCAAAACUGA